Microdochium trichocladiopsis is the source of this 1762-nucleotide messenger RNA. RefSeq names its product glycerate kinase. The coding region runs from base 15 to 1556 and encodes 513 amino acids. The transcript is spliced from 2 exons. NCBI's taxonomy places the organism in Eukaryota, Fungi, Ascomycota, Sordariomycetes, Xylariales, Microdochiaceae. Gene Ontology annotation, molecular function: glycerate kinase activity. The record is from RefSeq and is a predicted model, not a curated record.
UGACCUCCACGACCAUGAAGACGAUGCCCACAAUCCGGCUGCGCGCGCAGAGUCCACAGCCUGGCGUAGCAAGCCCUCUGACUCUCUCCCCACCGCCAUCCACGCCCGACCGUCCCAAGUCCGCCACUGCGCCUCCAAAGCUCCGCAUCCUCGUUGCUCCGUCAGGCUUCAAGGAGAGCCUCGGUCCGGACGAAGUCGCGGACUGCAUUGAAGCCGGCAUCCGGCGUGUGCUGCCCGAUCCCUCGGUCGCCGAGAUCCGCAAGUUGCCGCUGCACGACGGCGGAGAAGGCUUCUGUCGUGCUCUCGUGGCCGCCAUGCGUAAUGCCAGUGCAGUCACUGGCACCAAGCUGAAUAUCACUGAUGGGAUCCGUGAGGUCCUCGUUACUGGGCCAGUUGGGAAGCCAGUCCUCUCGCACUAUGGCAUUGUGACGCUUGACACUAAAGCACGGGCUGCAGUGGCGUCAGACCUGGAUAAGACUCAAAAGAUUGGGAUUCUCGACAUGGCCGCCGCCGCAGGAUUAUCUCUCGUCCCGGCCACCUGUCGCGAUCCCACACUGACCACAACAUACGGCGUCGGCGAGCUGAUCGCGGCCGCACUGGACGAGGGGUGCGACAGGAUCAUCGUCGGCUGCGGAGACUCGGGAACGUCUGACGGCGGCGCAGGCAUGCUGCAGGCUCUUGGUGCGAGACUCCUUGAUUCUCAGGGUAAGGAAUUGCCCCGAGCUGCUGGAGGAGCGAGUCUGCUGGGCCUCGAGGAGAUUGACAUGAGCGGGCUCCAUCCCCGCCUCAGAGACUCCGCCACCAAAGUACACAUCGAAGCAGUGUGCAACAUCAAAAACAUCCUCACCGGCCCGCGCGGCGUGGCACGUGUCUACGGGCCCCAGAAAGGUGCUUCUCCAGCGCAGGUCAAGCUCCUGUCCAGGGCCCUCGACAAGCUCGCCAGCGUGGCUGAGCGCCUGUCACCUGUUGAGCACCACAACAUCGGCACACGCCCCGGCAGCGGCGCAUCGGGCGGUCUGGGCACUGCGAUGCUCCUCCUCGGCGGCCGCCUCCGGCCCAGGGAGGACGCCAUCGACGAGUACUUUGGCGUGAGCCAGCUCUUUUCACCUCCAGCGGCUUCUCAGUCCCUCGAUCCCUUGAAAGCCCAGCAGAAGAAAUGGGACCUCGUCGUUACUGCGGAGGGUUGUCUCGACGCACAGUCCGCGCAGGGCAAGCUGACCGUCGAGAUUGCGCGGCGGGCCCGCAAGCACGGCGCCGCGGUUGUCGCGCUGGCGGGCACCAUCGGGGCGGGCGCCGAUGGCGUGUACGACGACGGGAUUGCCGCUUUUACGAGCAUCCUCGAUGGGCCGCGGAGCUUGCGUGACGCCAUUGAUAGUACUGCCGUGCUGUUGACGGAUGCGGCGGAACGGGCCAUCCGGAUGAUACAGAUGGGCAUGGGGUUGAGAGGAGGGGCGGUUGAGACGAGGCAGGCAGGGGCGGAGGAGAGCCGCCUAGAAGAUUUCAAGCGUCUCUCUGGCCCCGUGGAGAUGAGGCUUGCGCGAUCGUGGACUAGCUAGGCCUCCCCUGGGGGAGCUGAAGCGUACUCUCGUGCGCCGCGAGGACCGGAGCCCUUUUCCACGUUAUUCUGUGUGCCGUAAGACUAAUGUUUACCACCAUGUCAUCGACUUGUUCAGAUAUCAACCACUGCGGCAGCAAAGGUUUGGGGUGUGAACUUGGGGACCAAUGUCAUGAGCAUAUCAGCAUAAGCAACGACAGCGACGCC